UAGGUUAUUUACGGAAGAAAUGCAAGCUUAAAGUAUUGCAUCCGCAAAGUAAACUCGUUUAAACGAAACGUAGGACACGUUUCGCGAUACUUUUAUUUGGUCAUCAUUAUACAUCAACGGAUCUCAUUAAUCGACACAUAGAAUUCUAAUUGAUAAUUGACUGAUUUCAAUGCUGGGUGUUGAUUAUAUCCCGCCUCGUUAAAAUGAUGGAAAGGAUGCGGAAAGUUAACGAUGUUGUUUUGAUCGAUUCCAAUUCGACAAGCCCCGGGACGAUACAUGGGUUAACGGAUAUUGGUAAUACAACAUACUGGAACAGGAGUAGUGCCACAACUGAUUUGGCAACAACGCCAAGUUGGAUUAGCGAGGAUAUUACAAAUGAUAUCGCAAACACGCAAGAUGAUACAAUUGAUUUUAACAUUAAACCGAUAUUGACCAGUGCAAGUGAUAUUGUAAAUAGAACCCUUUCAAAUAUUUUUGAGUAUGGGGCAACUGAAAUGACACCCUCAGAAGUGAGCGCGUCUUUAGUAACUUGUUGUAAUCUGAUCCCCAAUGCUUCGGAAAUCGAUUGCGUAUGUGCAAACUCUACUGAAGGAUUCCCUCGGCCUGAAAUUCAUUUCAAAACUCCAUUACUCGGAGUGUUUUUAGGAUUCUUCGCCAUAGUCACCAUAGUUGGAAAUAUCUUAGUUGUCAUAGCCGUUGCCAGGGAACGGUAUUUACGUACGGUGACAAAUUAUUUUAUAGUUUCCCUUGCUACGGCAGACCUGGCCAUGGGAAGUGUAGUGAUGCCGUUUGGUAUUAUCCUUGAACAAAUGAACGAUGUAUGGAUUUUUGGGCGUGACUGGUGUGAUAUUUGGCACUCAUUUGAUGUUUUAGGAAGCACUGCUUCAAUUUUGAAUCUCUGUGUCAUUUCUCUGGAUCGAUAUUGGGCUAUCACUGAUCCGAUAGCGUACCCCAGAAAGAUGUCCAUUGGGCGAGCUUGUGUAACAAUAGCGGUAGUGUGGGUAUGCUCGUGUGGAAUCUCAUUUCCGGCUAUACUAUGGUGGAGGCACGUUGAGCCAACAAACUCGUCUCCAUACAAGUGUACGUUCACCGGAGACAGUGCUUACCUUAUAUUUUCAUCCCUCGUCUCGUUUUAUAUCCCUCUCUUUGUCAUGUGCUUCGUCUAUUGGCGAAUCUAUCGCGUUGCCACUAUUCAGCUUCGCGGAUUACAGUCAGGGCAGAAGCAAAUGCACAUGUCGACAGAGGGCGUUGAUGGUGAAGUUAUUGCGUUGCGAAUGCAUAGAGGGGGUAGGAAGACAAUACUAAGUCAAAAUGGCAACGGUUACGGCCAUUCCGGACAUGGAUGUAGUCCGAGUAGUAUUAGUACACAUGGGAUGAAUGGUCAUAGUAUUUACGAACGAGCUAACAGUGAUAGCGACACCGAGAGUCCGGCUCAUCUUAUUCAAAGAAGUGAAGAAGAUUUAAGAAGUUCUGGACAUGCAGUGAACAACAAGAUAUCAAGAAAGUUUAAAACAUUUGCCAUUAGUAAAAAAGUCACGAAACUAGCACGAGAGAGAAAAGCUGCCAAAACUUUGGGAAUAGUAAUGGGCAUAUUUAUAAUUUGUUGGUUGCCAUUCUUUAUAUUUAAUGCCAUGUUCGCACUUUGUAAAUUAGACUGUGUAAAACAUCCUGAGAUAAUAUUUCCUAUAGUGACUUGGUUGGGUUAUAUAAACUCCGGAAUGAAUCCUAUUAUCUACGCAUGCUCAAUGAGGGACUUCCGUCGAGCUUUCCUGAAAAUACUUUUUGCAUGUUGCCCCAAAUAUCGAAACAUUUAUAGAAGGCGUAGACAACAAUUAAGUGCUGAGUAUAGCCGAACAGAGUAUAGUUUCACAAAUAAUUGUAACCUUAAUGGCUCAGGGGAGCGAUGUGAUAUCCAUCUGUAGCAUUUGCUAAUCAUCAAAGAUCCCAAUCGAAUAAAAAUAACAUUUAUAUCAAUGUGCUGUGUAACUUUACAUGACAGUAAUUUCCCUAGUGAUACAUUCAUAGAAACUAUAAUCCACUAGAUGACAAUCGUUUACGCUUAUGGUCAAACACACAAAGCGGCAUUGGUUGUAACUAAGUCAGUAGUAAGGUGAAAGUGUUUGUAUAAAAUGAUUGAGAUAAUUAA
Molecule: messenger RNA, 2146 nt
Organism: Owenia fusiformis
Lineage: Eukaryota; Metazoa; Annelida; Polychaeta; Sabellida; Oweniidae
Source: the annotation of a GenBank genome assembly